AUGCCUUCAGCGGAACAACUUCCAAUUCAUGAGGCUACUUCCAUGGUGGUUGUAGCUCCCGUAGAUGACGAGAAAUUAUUGGAUGGAAGUCGCAGUCGCAGUCGCAACAAACACUUAGUACGAAAGCUGAGUAGCAGCUCAUCUCCAAGAAAUAGCUCUCGAUUCAACAACAAGUCAUCAUCACGUCCUAAUUUGAGUGGCAGUAGUAGUAGUUCUCGAAGAUCCUCAGCAAGUUCUACUCGGAAUAGUCUGACUAGUUCUGGACACAAGUCAAGAAACAGCGGCUCCUCGAAAAGUAUUACAACUCUUGGAUCACCAUCAUCUUCCGUUAUUAAGAAUCAGAAUCAGAAUCAGAAUAAUCAGCAUCAUGGAAGGAGAAGGAGGAGUACUAGCGGUAGCAGAAGGCGUACUUCCAAUGGUGGUGAUCGACGAUCUAGGAGCAAGGGCGAAAAACGAAGGAGCAGUAGUAGUAGUAACGGCACCAAUACUACCACCAAUCGGGAACGAAAAUUGCCAACCAGGCAAUGGAGUAGUAGUGGUAGACAAGCCCCAUUAUUGAAACAUCAGCAGCAGCAACAACAGCCAAGUGAUGAUGAAUAUACGGACACAACUAUGAAUACGGCUACGGAUGUUACAUAUUCUGAAGCGAGCGAAGAAAUCCUCAGUAGUAGUAGGCGGAGUUCGAAACAACAAGAUGCUACCAACCACGGUCUCAAACGAGGGCAUUCCUACAGCAGCAAGCGCAAUAGUCCUCAGAUCAAGAGCAGUAGUAGACAAAGUGGUUAUGGUUCUCGAAGCAGCAGUAGCAAGGAACUUCUGUAUCGUACAGAUCAUGGCACCAGUGAUAUCGAGAAGACCAAGAUGAAAUCACCACGUGCCACAAAGCCAGGAGUCCACGAUGUUGUUGCUUCGGACAGCAGGCAUACUCCUUCGAGCAAGAGUGGCAGUAGUCGACGAAGUGGUUAUGGUUCUCGAAGCAGCAGCAGCAGCAGCAAGAAGGAACUUCUGUACGGUACAGAUCAUGGCAACGGUGAUAGCGACAAGGCCAAGAUGAAAUCACCACGUGCCACAACGCCAGGAGUCCUCGAUGUUGUUGUAUCGGACAGCAAUCAUACUCCUUCGAGCAAGAGUGGCAGUAGUAGACGAAGUGGUUAUGGUUCUCGAAGCAGCAGCAGUAAGGAACUCCUGUAUGGUACAGGUCGUGGCAACGGUGAUGGCGACAAGGCCAAGAUGAAAUCACCACGUGCCACAACGCCAGGUGUUGAUCGACUGCGUCACUCCUGGCACACCACUGCUGCUGCAUCAUCUACUAGCAGUAAUAAUCGAAGUAGCAGCAGCAGCGGCAGCAAUAAGAUGGAGUUGCUCUAUGGAGACAAGAAAAACAGUAGUAGGCUCACUCCUGCCAGUGAACCUGGAAGUGAACGAGUGGUGGGAACUCGCCAACUGCUCUACGGUGACAAUAAUGACAAAUAUGGCAAACGCGUAUCCAGAAACAACAAAAGCUCUCGCUCCUCCACACCUGGAGUGGAAGAAGUAGACGGUGAUGAUGAUCGGUACUCUUAUGAUGUCCCAUUGACAACAAGUGUACCAAGAGAAGUUUCCAGCAGCCUGACAGCAGAGAAUACUAAUGAUGAUGAGGAUGAUUUGAAUAGUAAUGAUGAAAACAAAAAAAGCAAACGGAAAUUCAGUUCACUUUGUAUCAUAUCUACUGUACUGUUUGUUUUGCUUCUUGUGGUGGUGGGUGUUGUGGCAGGUUUUGUCUUUCUCGGCAACACCGAUACCGAUACUACUAUUCCAGCCAAUUCUGGUGCUACGGUCACCAACGCUACAUCUGCACCGACUGCAUGGAGAACUUUUGGUCCUACUUCUGGUCAAGUUCCUCCAAGCACCAGUGCUCGUCCGAGCUCGUCGCCAGUUUCUCUAUUGGAUGAUCUUUUGGAUCCACCAACUAAAGAGGAUUGCCGGGCCAUUUCCAACAAUGAAACGAUCCCUGGACAGGAGAACAUGACCCAACGGGACUUCAACCUCAAGCUGGAUGUUACGCUAUCGGUUCAUGGUGACAUUCCAGAGGACGCCGUGGAACAAUUGCUCGCAGCUCUGGAACAGCUCUUUAUCCCAAAAUUGGUGGGUUGCAACAAUACCGAGACGGAUGCAGUGGAAGACCAGCGACGCUUGCUGCGUACUACUAGCACCCCUAGGCGCUUGAAUACAUCCCCCUAUAUUAUUGGAAAUGGAGACGUCACGGGCAACGAGAACCGAGAAGACGAAUGCAAAGAAGGAACUCCAGAACCGGAAAAAUGUCACGUGAUUGACGUGGAAUUGACAGUUUAUCUAAAGGACGAUGAUGCCACAGAGUUCGAUGUUGUAAGCAUUGUAUCCGAGGCCGGACAAGAUGACUUGGUGCCGUUAUUGGAGUUGUCACCAGAUACUUUUGAAGAAGUGGCACUGACGGCUGCUGCUGGUGCGGUACCAUCCGAGGAACCAUCUACUCAACCAUCGUUCUGGUCGAGUAAUUCACCGUCUGUGGUUCCAACUUUGCCAGCAUCUACGUCUCCUACGAAUGCUCCUGUAGUAGGCCCAACCCCUCCUCCAAGUGCCUCACCUUCCAAUUUACCAACUGCCACAGCAUCAGCGUCGCCCUCAAAUGCUGUGCCGAGUGGCAGUCCAUCUGUGCAAGCAACUCCAGCACCAAGUCCUGAACCUACUACAAGCGCACCAACACAAGCCCCAGUGGUGGCACCAGUAGCAACCCCUUUGCCAACUGAAACACCAUCGGAAGCACCAUCAAUCUAUCCAAGUUUUGCACCGUCUGGUUCGCCUUCCACCCCACCUCCUUCUUCUGCACCCUCUUUGUCGUCGAGUCAUGUACCGAGUGAAGUACCGAGUGCAUCACCAUCUGUAAGAUGUUAUUGCACAACUACUAACGCCUGUGAUAUCACUACCAAUCAGUUCAGUGUUGGUUGUGGUUCCUGUGUGGGAGACGGAGCCUGUACUUCAUUAACCUUUUCCAACGAGGCAGCGGCUACCCAUACCAUGGGACAGAAUUCGUGUCGGGGACAGGGAGCGUGCACCAGAGCGUCCAUCCACACCAUUGCCGAUGGUUCCUGUACCGAAGCAUGGUCGUGCCAUGAUAGACAAAUCAAUAUUGGCCCUGCGAGUUGCACAGCUGAAUAUUCCUGCGAGAACAUGCCUGUCGCGAUUGACUUUUGGAAUUCUGCUCGAAAUGGAUUGCUUACCGUCAACACCGGUUCUUGUACUCAGCAAAAAUCAUGCCAUUCGUUUUAUGGAAAUGUUGGAUCUGGAAGCUGCACGGGUCAGUACGCUUGUUCGGAGCGAUUGGAGCUGACCAUUGGGAACAAUGCCUGCCUUUCAGAGCAUUCCUGUUCGUAUGUAGCACCGACCAAUGUUGGAUUUCCAUCGGCGCCGAACAGAAUUGAAGUGGCCAACAAUAGUUGCCAGGGGGCUUACAGCUGCCAAUGUAUGACGAAAGUAUUGGUUGAAGGGGCCUGUAACGCAUUGGGUGAUUGUUGCGACAGCAGCAAUCCAACACGGUAUGCUCCAGGCUUUGUAGUAACUUCAUCUCUUUCCUAG
Cylindrotheca closterium is the source of this 3591-nucleotide messenger RNA. NCBI's taxonomy places the organism in Eukaryota, Bacillariophyta, Bacillariophyceae, Bacillariales, Bacillariaceae. The record is from the annotation of a GenBank genome assembly.